Belonocnema kinseyi is the source of this 911-nucleotide messenger RNA. RefSeq lists its product as uncharacterized. NCBI's taxonomy places the organism in Eukaryota, Metazoa, Arthropoda, Insecta, Hymenoptera, Cynipidae. The record is from RefSeq and is a predicted model, not a curated record. The transcript has 2 exons. Bases 67 to 822 code for a protein of 251 amino acids.
UUCUUUCAUAAACCAGGCAAGUCGUCAAAUUUUCUUCAACUUAUCAUAGAAAAUUCUAAAGUGAAAAUGGUUCCAAUAACUAAACCAUACCUGAAAAUUACACCAGAUAAAUUAUACGUUUCAAGAAGACCACAAAUCAUCUCUUGCAUAUUAUUUGUCUUUACGGUAAUAAUAUGCACAACCUUUUUCUAUUAUUUCUUAAAUGGCGCCUUCGUCCUAACAAUUAUCAUCCUGGGAGAAAUCAUAUUUGGCCUCGACGCCUUUGGUGAACGGGAAGAAUUCAUGUUGGAAAAAUCUAAAAAUUUAGCCACAUUUACAAAAUAUUCUUGGUGUGACAAAUUAUUUUCAAAAUCUGCAGAAAGUUAUACCCUCAAAAUGAAAUUGAGCGACAUACGACAUGUUGGAGUUUCACAAAAUAUAGGACUUUUCAUGCUUCCCCGAAAUGGAAAAGCUGUGACUUUAAGCACCCGAGGUUUAAAACGUGAUGAGGUUCAAAACAUUAAAAGAGAUAUAAAUUUUUUCCUCAAUACAACUAGACUCGAAUAUACAGAUCAUAAAUCGGCAGACCUCGGUUAUAAUUUUUUAAGUACUUCAGAUUCUGACGAGUAUCUCCAAUCUUUACUUCGAAAAUGUAGCCGUCGUUCCAGUUUAAAAAAAUUGCCGUUUUCAUCGGUACAACAGCAUCAAAGCACGCCUUCUUUUGGAUCUCAAAGAGCUCAAGGAAUUCCUGAAUUUCCUCAAAGAAUUAUCAAGAGACGGCCCUACGGUUCUAAUCUCUUUUUUCAAAAUAUUCACUCAUCACAGACGAGGCGCAGAAGUUGAUUCACCAAAGAUAAUAAUUACCUGCUAGAUUAUUUACCUUUUUCAUCAGUUCAUGUAGUCUUCUUUCUUGUAAUAAAACAUUUUUAUUU